GUGCGUCUCAUCCCCAUCGCGCCGCGUCUCACUUCAAUCUAGGAAAAAUCUCUUUCUCGUUAACGCACGACGAUCAUCGACGACGCGCGCGUGCGGUUGAUCGGUCAGUCGGAAAGAGAUAACGGUAUCCCUAAUCCGUCUAUAUAUCCUGGCAACCUCGAAGGAUCGAAUCGGCGAGCUCUCCCGGCGAGUUGUACCCGCUCGAACGGCGCAUUGACCGCGUUUCUCCCAUCAUCAACACACAAACCGACUUGCGUCGAAGGAUGUUGACGUACAACACGAGCGUGUACGCCGUGGCCGGGCCAUUGGCUUUCUCCAGCAGAGUCGGGGAAGUGCCACAGCUGCAAGAACGAUUUUUAGGAUGGAACUUCCCCGCGGAGCACGCGGAUCUCGUGCAUCCGCAUUGGCGCGGAUUCGUCGCGCCCGGAAGACUGUGGCACAUCGGCCUCGCGCUUAUUUAUCUCUUCCUCCUGGGUCUCUCUCUCAUCGGGAACGGCAUCGUCAUUUGGAUUUUCAGCACAUCAAAAUCACUGAGGACGCCCUCGAACAUAUUCAUCGUAAAUCUGGCCGUGUUCGAUCUACUGAUGGCAACGGAGAUGCCUAUGUUGAUCAUAAACAGCUUCUUGGAGCGCACGAUUGGUUGGGAAGCCGGAUGCGACGUGUACGCUUUGCUUGGCGCGAUUUCCGGAAUGGGGCAGUCGAUUACCAACGCUGCGAUCGCUUUCGACCGAUACAGAACAAUUAGCUGUCCGAUUGACGGUAGACUGACCGGAAAGCAAGCCGCGGUGGUAGUUCUGUUUACAUGGUUUUGGGCACUGCCAUUCUCGAUUCUGCCCAUGACGGGAUUGUGGGGUCGAUAUGUGGCAGAGGGUUUCCUCACAACGUGCAGUUUCGAUUUUCUCACGGACGACGAGGACACCAAAACAUUCGUGAUCACGAUAUUCUUCUGGGCUUACGUUCUCCCGAUGCUGCUCAUCGUUUACUUCUAUUCGCAGUUGUUGAAAUCCAUUCGAUCCCACGAGAAGAUGCUGCGCGAUCAGGCCAAGAAGAUGAACGUCAAGUCGCUCGUGUCGAAUCAGGACAAAGAGAGAAGCGUCGAGAUGAGAAUCGCAAAAGCCGCGUUCACGAUCUUCUUCCUCUUCGUGCUCGCGUGGACGCCGUACGCGGUCGUCGCGUUGACGGGAGCCUAUGGGAAUCGCGAAGUGCUCACUCCACUGUCGACGAUGUUGCCAGCCAUAUUCGCCAAGACGGUGUCGUGUAUCGAUCCAUGGAUAUACGCAAUCAACCAUCCUAGAUAUCGACAAGAAUUAGAGAAACGCUGCAAAUGGAUGGGAAUUCAGGAACAACGAGCGCACGACGACACCGCGUCGGCGCAGACCGAGAAGACGGAAGAAUCGUAAAAUUUUCAUUUUACGUUCAUGACGAUUAUCAUUAUCGAUUGUUGAUAAUGGUUGCGUCGAGGAGACAUCAAUAUGUCAAUUGCAUUUUCCACCACGAAUGCAAUUUGAACCCGAUAUCGCCUCCUCCGAUUUAUCGAUUUACUUUUCCAUCGAUACUUCGAACGGAAUCUUUCCCCGUUCCGUAGAAGAGAAGAGACUCGUGAAUAAAACAGAAUCGUCACGUGUUGUUUAGUUUACAUACGUCAAGCUGUUACAUAAAUAUAAUCAGAGCAAAUAUGAAAGCAAUUUUCCUCUUUUUUUUUUUAUUUAUUUUUUUUUUUUUUUUUAUUUUCGUCAUCUCCUCCAAACCCUUCCCAUGCAUAUUCUCGAUAAUAAAGUCGAUCCCGAUGAAAUUCAAAUUUUUCUCUU
Molecule: messenger RNA, 1808 nt
Organism: Pseudomyrmex gracilis
Lineage: Eukaryota; Metazoa; Arthropoda; Insecta; Hymenoptera; Formicidae
Gene: Blop
Product: opsin, blue-sensitive
Exons: 8
Coding region: 264-1400 (378 amino acids)
Biological process (GO): visual perception; G protein-coupled receptor signaling pathway
Cellular component (GO): membrane
Molecular function (GO): G protein-coupled receptor activity
Source: RefSeq, a predicted model, not a curated record